AUGCAUCCACUGUCGCUUGUUUGGUUACAAGGUGGACCUGGUGAAUCAUCUCUCUUCGGUCUUUUCUCCGAACAUGGUCCUAUUCAAGUGGACAAAGCUGGACAACUUCAUUCGAGUAAUAUCACUUGGAAUUCUAAAUAUCAUCUUCUCUUUAUCGAUCAACCAGUUGGCACUGGUUUUAGUUUUACUACCGACGAUCAAUGCUAUGUGCAUACUGAAGAUGAAGUAACACGCGAUCUCUACGGGAUGUUAAUUCAAUUCUUUCAAAUCUAUUACGAAUAUGCCUCAUGUGAUUUCUAUGCCACUGGUGAGUCCUAUGGUGGCAAAUAUGCACCAGCCAUUGUCUACAGAAUUCAUACAGAACAUCCUCAAGCUAAAUUGAAAAUUAAUCUGAAAGGAAUGGCCGUCGGCGAUGAUUUGAUUGAUGCUUACAAUCAAUGGGAUUAUGGACCAGCAAUGUAUCAAAUGGGUCUGAUUGAUCAACUACAACUAGAAUAUCUCAACUUGUUGACAGCAUUGGCACGUGAAGCCAUUCAGCAAGGUCAAUAUAGACAAGCUUACUCUAUUUUUGGUGAUCUUUUCGAUAAUUUCUGUCCAAACAAGGCCGGUAUGAUUGAUGCUGACAAUUAUCUUCGCACUGAUUUUCCUGAGGAACUUUUCUACUACAUUCCUUGGGUGACAGCAAGUGAACAUCGUCGUCAAAUUCAUGUAGGAAAUAUGACAUAUAAUGAUGGUGAAAAAGUACAAAUCGGUCUUCAAGAUGAUGUUAUGCAUUCAAUUGCAAGCAAAGUAGCAGUGAUUGCCAACAAUAAUUAUAAAGUAUUGAUUUACAAUGGAUUAGUUGGUGUCAUUAUUUCCUCCUCAGUGACGAUGAAUUGGAUUGAUAAACUCGAAUGGAACCAUGCCGAUCAGUUGUAUGAUGCUGAACGCAUCGUUUGGAAAGUGAAAGAAGACGGUCGAGAGAUAACUGGUUAUCUAAAACGAGCACAUUCUUUUUUUGUAGCCUAG
Molecule: messenger RNA, 1008 nt
Organism: Rotaria sp. Silwood2
Lineage: Eukaryota; Metazoa; Rotifera; Eurotatoria; Philodinida; Philodinidae
Source: the annotation of a GenBank genome assembly